Messenger RNA from Exophiala bonariae, 2868 nucleotides. RefSeq lists its product as uncharacterized. Gene Ontology annotation, molecular function: mismatched DNA binding; ATP hydrolysis activity; ATP-dependent DNA damage sensor activity. Gene Ontology annotation, biological process: mismatch repair. The record is from RefSeq and is a predicted model, not a curated record. Gene Ontology annotation, cellular component: MutLalpha complex. The coding region runs from base 1 to 2868 and encodes 955 amino acids. The transcript has 2 exons. NCBI's taxonomy places the organism in Eukaryota, Fungi, Ascomycota, Eurotiomycetes, Chaetothyriales, Herpotrichiellaceae.
AUGCCAAUUGAGGCUUUACCAGCAAGCACCAGCAGAAUCAUUGGAUCCACCCUUGUGCUCAACGAUGCAAAAUCGGUGGUAAAAGAGCUCAUCGACAAUGCACUUGAUGCUCGCGCUACCACAAUCAAUGUCGAAAUCUCCCAGAAUACCUUGGAUCUCAUCCAAGUAAAGGACAAUGGCAUCGGCAUCGGCGUCCAGGACAGGCAGCUCCUUUGUAAAAGAGGCUGUACCUCAAAGAUUCGAUCACUCCAAGACCUGAGCCGUCUUGGAGGUUCCUUUCUUGGAUUCCGUGGAGAGGCUCUUGCAAGUAUAGCUGAGCUAAGCAAGACUGUGACGGUCACAACUCGGGUUGAUGGCGAGAUAGUUGGCUCGUCUUUGACAUUUGGCUCUUCAGAAAUGUUGAGUUCUUCAUCCGCAUCUCAUCCAGUCGGAACAACCUUUCGUGUACAAGGUUUUCUCCACAAUAUCCCUGUAAGAAAACAGACGGCUUUGAAGAGUACAACAAAGACAUUGCAAGCCAUCAAGACUCUCCUACAUUCCUUUGCGUUCGCCCGGCCCAAUGUCAGAUUCUCACUGAAAGUCCUGAAAGCCAAAAAUGAUAAGUGUAAUUGGACAUACGCCCCUAGCCCAAAAGACUCACUAGUGGAAGUGGCAUCGAAGAUUGUUGGACAGGACAUCGCUUCGGCAUGUGAUUGUCAUCAGAUGUGUUCGGAUGACAUUGAGGGACUUGAAAAGAGUUGGUCAAUUGAAACGUUGAUUGCCUCACCAAGUGCAGGUAACAUACCCUCCAUAGUACCAAUGCCCAUGCUGAGUUCGCUAGACUUAUCCAAGAUACGCAACGCGACGCAGUAUGUCUCAGUUGACGGCCGGUCAAUGACACCAGAUCGUGGUACCAUCAAGGAGCUUGUCAAGCUGUACAGGCAAAAGCUGCAAGCCUCCCAUGAGUCCUCGGGAAAUACAUCAAUAUCAAGACCAUUCCUGUGCCUGAAGAUCAAAUGCCCUCCUGAGAGUUAUGAUGUGAAUGUGGAGCCAGCAAAGGAUGAGGUUCUGUUCUUCUACCCUGCUGUACUUCGCUCGAUGCUGGAAAAGCUGUUUGAAGGAGUCUACCCAAUUCACGAGGGGCAUGAAACAGAUUGUCAGCCUUCUACUGAAGCUUCGCAAGGUCAAACUCUUUCAACCGGGCUCGAUCACAGUGCGUCACAAAAUGGCAAACACAGUAUCGUUGAGCCACAAGAAUAUCACCACGACGAUGCCAGGAGCUCCGCCCCUGAGGACGAUGAUCUCCUGUCAAAUAUUGCAAUUUCAAAUCCUUUCACAAUCGCAGCGAUGACUUCCAGAGUAUUGCCGAAGAAAAUGAAUAUCACCGGUACACAACUCAAUACUCCUUUCGCUGCAACUCCAAGAUCUCAAGACAACGACGAAUGCUACGAGACAGCCGCAAGCGCAACUCGGUCUCAUCGAACUCCUCUUGGCCAGAAUAUCCAUCUGCCAUCUCCUAUCUCUUCAUCUGAUGACGGGAGCCCGCAUCAGAACCCGGGUCCACCCCUUAGACGUCGCACGGCGGUCGCCAUCAAGCAAAGGACUGGACCGGCUACAGAAUCCAACGAACCUGUCAUUGCUGAAAAUUCACUACUCAAGACCUGGUUAACACCUCAGACUCAACAGCGUCGGCCUGUUAACCUUGAGGACCACACGACGGAAUCCCCUUCCAGAUCCGAUGGGCUCAGGAGUCUAGAACGGCUACCAGUGUCAGAAAUGAAUGACUUGUUCCCAACUGCCAUAAAUUCAACUUCUGCAUUGAAAUGGGGUCCAGGAUCCAGGCCAUUCCGUCCGCCUCUCAAAUCCUCGUCCAAAGGUCAAAAGUCCGCUCUUAUCGUACCGGCCUUGUCUUCGACUUCUCAAGAUGAGUUCGGUCCUCUUCCAUCCUCAAUGGCUCCAGCUGUGGCAGAUGAUACCCUUCGGCCUAGGCCAACUUUUCGAAGAUUGUCAAAUGAAAUGUCACCCCAGCGGCCGGCCGAGUCUCAAAGGUUAUUUUACGAAACAUCAUCAACGGUCGAAUUGCCUACGAACACAGAAUUAGAAGAGAUUUUGGACUUUGAGUACAGGAAGAAGGCUGCCAUUGCUCAGCACCGUCGUCAAGUCGCCAAGUUCCCUUCGAGAUCAAUCAAUGAUGUCUUGAAAUCUCGAAUGGGCGGAAACAAAUCGUCUCAAGCUGUUGACUUGAGCACGUCUGUCAAGACAUCUAGUGGAAGAUCUGAGUACUCCAUUAUUGAAGAAGAUGCGUUCGCCGCAAGAUUCGGUGACACAGAUCAAACUCCGCCCAGCAUAGACAAAUUCUCCUCCCACCAGAGCCGCUUCCCAGCAGUAGCCAAAGAACUAUCUCGCUCUCAUCCCAAUCUUACUCAAGUCUCGUUGGUUGAUUCACCUCCACCUGUCCAAGGACGCGUCAUCUCUCCUCAUAACUUCCCAGACAUCCCAGCACGUUCCUUUCGAGAGGACGACCCACGUGCCUAUUACAUCCGACAGCAAAAAAGAGGUAGUCCUUCCAAACUCUACCGAACCAAAUCUGCAAAAUUACCCCUUGAGACGAUCCCCGCAGAUAUGAUGACCAUAUACUUACGUCAAUCUGUGGACGCAUUCCGCAGACCACAAACCAGUCGAACACUUGUACAAUGUCUAUCGAAGUAUGAUCAAUAUAUCAUUGAUGGACAAAUCACUUAUGCUGAUCUUGUGGAGGCUUCGUUGCCCAUGGGUUGGCAAGAUACUGUUCGAGAGCUAGUCCAGCAAAAUCAUGGCGACCCAGAUAGCCAUGAUCUAGGGAUGAUGAUAGACGAGGUUGAGAUCAGCAUUCCGACCCAUGCUUGUUAG